Messenger RNA from Varanus komodoensis (Komodo dragon), 5957 nucleotides. RefSeq names its product myosin-7. The transcript is spliced from 39 exons. The record is from RefSeq and is a predicted model, not a curated record. Gene Ontology annotation, cellular component: myosin complex. Gene Ontology annotation, molecular function: cytoskeletal motor activity; ATP binding; actin filament binding. NCBI's taxonomy places the organism in Eukaryota, Metazoa, Chordata, Lepidosauria, Squamata, Varanidae. Bases 27 to 5855 code for a protein of 1942 amino acids.
GUGGAAUUCUAGGAAAAGAAAAAGCCAUGGCUUCAGAUGCUGAGAUGGCCGAGUUCGGCCCCGCUGCCCCUUACCUGCGCAUGUCGGAGAAGUCAAGGAUUGAAGCGCAAAACCGGCCUUUCGACAUGAAGAAGGACGUUUUCGUGCCCGAUGACAAGGAGGAGUUUGUCAAGGCCAAGAUAACUUCCAGAGAGGGUGGCAAAGUCACCGCAGAAACAGAGAGGGGCAAGACGGUGACGGUGAAAGAAGACCUGAUCAUGCAGCAGAACCCGCCCAAGUUCGACAAGAUCGAGGACAUGGCGAUGCUGACCUUCCUGCACGAACCGGCCGUCCUCUACAACCUGAAAGAUCGCUACGGCGCUUGGAUGAUCUACACCUAUUCCGGGCUUUUCUGCGUGACCGUAAACCCCUACAAGUGGUUACCGGUCUACAACGCCGAGGUGGUUGCAGCCUACCGGGGGAAGAAACGGAGUGAAGCUCCUCCCCACAUUUUCUCCAUCUCGGACAAUGCCUACCAGUACAUGCUGACAGAUCGGGAAAACCAGUCUAUUCUGAUCACUGGAGAAUCCGGUGCAGGGAAGACGGUGAACACCAAAAGAGUCAUCCAGUACUUCGCCGUCAUCGCGGCCAUCGGGGACCGGUUCAAAAAGGAACAGUCGGCAGCCACGGGGAAGGGGACGCUGGAAGAUCAAAUCAUCCAAGCCAACCCGGCCCUGGAGGCCUUUGGCAACGCCAAGACCGUGCGGAACGACAACUCCUCCCGAUUUGGUAAAUUCAUCCGGAUCCAUUUUGGGGCGACAGGGAAACUUGCAUCAGCUGACAUAGAGACCUAUCUCCUCGAGAAAUCUCGGGUCAUCUUCCAGCUCAAGGCUGAGAGGAACUACCAUAUUUACUACCAGAUCUUGUCCAACAAGAAGCCAGAGCUCCUGGACAUGAUGUUGGUUACCAACAACCCCUAUGACUACGCCUUCAUCUCCCAAGGAGAGACCACCGUCCCAUCCAUCGAUGAUGCCGAGGAGCUGCUGGCAACCGAUAGUGCCUUUGACAUCUUGGGCUUCACCCAGGAGGAAAAGAACUCCAUCUACAAGUUGACGGGCGCCAUCAUGCACUUCGGAAAUAUGAAAUUUAAGCAGAAGCAACGUGAAGAACAGGCUGAGCCCGAUGGCACUGAAGAAGCCGACAAGUCGGCCUACCUGAUGGGGCUGAACUCCGCAGACCUCCUCAAGGGACUCUGCCACCCAAGGGUCAAAGUGGGCAACGAGUACGUCACCAAAGGGCAGAAUGUCCAGCAGGUGUGCUAUUCUACCGGGGCCCUGGCCAAGGCCGUCUAUGAGAAGAUGUUCAGCUGGAUGGUCAUGAGAAUCAACAGCACCCUGGAAACCAAGCUGCCGCGGCAAUAUUUCAUCGGGGUGUUGGACAUCGCUGGUUUUGAGAUCUUUGAUUUCAACAGCUUCGAGCAGCUCUGCAUCAACUUCACGAACGAGAAGCUCCAGCAGUUCUUCAACCACCACAUGUUCGUGCUGGAGCAGGAGGAGUACAAGAAGGAGGGCAUCGAAUGGGUCUUCAUCGACUUUGGCAUGGACCUGCAGGCCUGCAUCGACCUCAUCGAGAAGCCGAUGGGCAUCAUGUCCAUCCUGGAGGAGGAGUGCAUGUUCCCGAAGGCCACGGACAUGACCUUCAAGGCCAAGCUGUUCGACAACCACCUGGGCAAGUCGGCCAACUUUGGGAAACCCCGAAAUAUCAAGGGCAAACCGGAGGCCCACUUCUCCCUCAUACAUUAUGCCGGCACCGUGGACUACAACAUCAUCGGCUGGCUGCAGAAGAACAAGGACCCACUCAACGAGACGGUGGUGGGGCUCUACCAGAAGUCGGCCCUGAAGCUGCUGGCAAACCUUUUCGCCAACUACGCCGGAGCAGAUGCACCCAUCGAAACCACAAAGGGGAAGGGGACUCACAAGAAGAAGGGCUCCUCCUUCCAGACCGUGUCUGCUUUGCACAGGGAGAACCUCAACAAGCUGAUGACCAACCUGCGUUCCACCCACCCUCACUUCGUGCGCUGCAUCAUCCCCAACGAGACCAAGUCUCCAGGCGUGAUGGACAACCCCCUGGUCAUGCACCAGCUGCGCUGCAACGGGGUCCUGGAGGGGAUCCGGAUCUGCCGGAAGGGAUUCCCCAACCGGAUCCUCUACGGGGACUUCAGGCAGAGGUACCGCAUCCUGAACCCAUCUGCCAUCCCCGAGGGCCAGUUCAUCGACAGCAGGAAGGGAGCUGAGAAGCUGUUGAGCUCCCUGGAUAUCGACCACAGCCAGUACAAAUUUGGGCAUACCAAGGUGUUCUUCAAGGCCGGUCUCCUGGGGUUGCUGGAGGAGAUGAGAGAUGAGCGUCUCUCCCGCAUCAUCACACGCAUCCAAGCUCAGUCCCGCGGUGUUCUCGCUCGGAUAGAAUUCCGGAAGAUCAUGGAACGGAAGGAAUCUCUGCUGGUGAUUCAGUACAACAUUCGGGCCUUUAUGGUAGUGAAGAAUUGGCCUUGGAUGAGGCUGUUCUUCAAGAUCAAGCCCCUGCUGAAGAGUGCGGAGACAGAGAAGGAGAUGUUGGCCAUGAAGGAGGAGUUUGGCAAGCUGAAGGAGGCCCUGGAGAAGUCAGAGGCUCGGCGGAAAGAGUUGGAAGAGAAGAUGGUCUCCUUGCUUCAGGAGAAGAACGACCUCCAGCUGCAAGUUCAGGCCGAGCAAGACAAUCUUGCUGAUGCGGAAGAGCGCUGCGACCAGCUGAUCAAGAACAAAAUCCAGCUGGAGGCCAAAGCCAAGGAACUGAACGAGCGUCUGGAAGAUGAGGAGGAGAUGAACGCCGAGCUGACGGCCAAGAAGCGGAAGCUGGAGGACGAGUGUUCGGAGCUCAAGAAGGACAUUGACGACCUGGAGCUGACCCUGGCGAAGGUGGAGAAGGAGAAGCACGCCACGGAGAACAAGGUGAAGAACCUCACCGAGGAGAUGGCCGGCCUGGAUGAGAUCAUCGUCAAGCUGACCAAGGAGAAGAAGGCCCUCCAGGAGGCACACCAGCAAGCGCUGGAUGACCUGCAGGCCGAGGAAGACAAGGUCAACACCCUCACAAAGGCCAAGGUCAAGCUGGAGCAGCAGGUGGAUGAUCUGGAGGGCUCCUUGGAGCAAGAGAAGAAGAUCCGAAUGGACCUGGAGCGGGCGAAGAGGAAGCUGGAGGGCGACCUGAAGCUGACCCAAGAGAGUAUCAUGGACCUGGAGAAUGACAAGCAGCAGCUGGAAGAGAAACUGAAGAAGAAAGACUUCGAGCUCAAUGCCUUGAAUGCCAGAAUUGAAGAUGAACAAUCCCUGAGCAUCCAGCUGCAGAAGAAGCUCAAAGAGCUACAGGCACGGAUCGAAGAGCUGGAAGAAGAGCUGGAGGCCGAGCGCACGUCCCGGGCCAAGGUGGAGAAGCAGCGCGCCGAGCUCUCACGGGAGCUGGAAGAGAUCAGCGAGCGCCUGGAGGAGGCCGGGGGUGCCACCUCGGUGCAGAUUGAGCUCAACAAGAAACGGGAGGCCGAGUUCCAGAAGAUGCGGCGCGACCUGGAGGAGGCGACGCUCCACCACGAGGCCACGGCGGCCACGCUCCGCAAGAAGCACGCCGACUCCGCGGCGGAGCUGGGCGAGCAGAUUGACAACCUGCAGCGCGUGAAGCAGAAGCUGGAGAAGGAGAAGAGCGAGCUGAAGUUGGAGCUGGACGACGUGGCCUCCAACAUGGAGCAGCUGAUGAAGUCCAAGGCCAACCUGGAGAAAAUGUGCCGCACCUUUGAAGAUCAAAUGAACGAGCACCGGACCAAGGCUGAAGAGUCUCAGCGAAUGGUGCACGACCUCACCACCCAGCGAGCCAAGCUGCAGACGGAGAACGGGGAAUUAUCUCGCCAGUUGGAUGAGAAGGAGGCAUUGAUAAACCAGCUCACACGGGGGAAAUUGACUUACACCCAACAGUUGGAAGACCUGAAGAGGCAACUGGAGGAAGAAGCCAAAGCCAAGAACGCUUUGGCCCAUGCGCUCCAGUCGGCCCGCCAUGACUGCGACCUCCUGCGGGAGCAGUACGAGGAGGAGACGGAGGCCAAGGCGGAGCUGCAGCGCCACCUCUCCAAGGCCAACUCCGAGGUGGCACAGUGGAGGACCAAGUACGAGACCGACGCCAUCCAGAGGACGGAGGAGCUGGAGGAGGCCAAGAAGAAGCUGGCGCAGCGGCUGCAGGACGCCGAGGAGGCGGUGGAGGCCGUGAACGCCAAGUGCUCCUCGCUGGAGAAGACCAAGCACCGGCUGCAGAACGAGAUCGAAGACCUCAUGGUGGACGUGGAGCGCUCCAACGCGGCCGCCGCCGCCCUGGACAAGAAGCAGAGGAACUUCGACAAGAUCCUGGCCGAGUGGAAGCAGAAGUUUGAGGAGUCCCAGACGGAACUGGAGUCUUCCCAGAAGGAGGCGCGCUCGCUCAGCACGGAGCUCUUCAAGCUGAAGAACGCCUACGAGGAGUCGCUGGAGCACCUGGAGACCUUCAAGAGGGAGAACAAGAACCUGCAGGAGGAGAUUUCGGAUCUCACAGAGCAGCUUGGGGCCAGCGGCAAGAGCAUUCACGAGCUUGAGAAAGUGCGGAAGCAGCUCGAGGCGGAGAAGAUGGAGCUCCAGGCGGCUCUUGAGGAAGCGGAGGCUUCUCUGGAGCAUGAAGAGGGCAAGAUCCUCCGGGCCCAGCUGGAGUUCAACCAGAUCAAGGCCGAGAUCGAGCGCAAGCUGGCCGAGAAGGACGAGGAGAUGGAACAGGCCAAGCGCAACCACUUAAGGAUGGUGGACUCCCUUCAGGCUUCCCUGGACGCCGAGACCCGCAGCCGCAACGAGGCGCUGAGGGUCAAGAAGAAGAUGGAGGGCGACCUCAACGAGAUGGAGAUCCAGCUGAGUCAUGCCAACCGCGUAGCAGCGGAGGCUCAGAAACAAGUCAAAACUUUACAGGGGUAUCUCAAGGACACCCAGAUCCAACUGGACGACGCUGUCCGAGCCAACGAGGACCUGAAGGAGAACAUCGCCAUCGUGGAACGCAGGAACAACCUGCUGCAGGCCGAGCUGGAGGAGCUGCGCACCGUGGUGGAGCAGACCGAACGGGCCCGCAAGCUGGCUGAGCAGGAGCUGAUCGAGGCCAGCGAGCGCGUCCAGCUCCUCCACACCCAGAACACCAGCCUCAUCAACCAGAAGAAGAAGAUGGAGGCUGACAUCUCCCAGCUGCAGACGGAGGUGGAGGAGUCCGUGCAGGAGUGCAGGAACGCCGAGGAGAAGGCCAAGAAGGCCAUCACGGACGCGGCCAUGAUGGCGGAGGAGCUGAAGAAGGAGCAGGACACGAGCGCCCACCUGGAGCGGAUGAAGAAGAACAUGGAGCAGACGGUCAAGGACCUGCAGCUGCGGCUGGACGAGGCCGAGCAGCUGGCCCUGAAGGGCGGCAAGAAGCAGCUGCAGAAGCUGGAGGCCCGCGUGCGCGAGCUGGAGAACGAGCUCGAGGCGGAGCAGAAGCGCAGCGCCGAGGGCAUCAAGGGCAUGCGCAAGUGCGAGCGGCGCAUCAAGGAGCUCACCUACCAGACUGAGGAGGACCGGAAAAAUCUUAUACGCCUGCAAGAUCUGGUAGAUAAACUCCAGCUGAAGGUGAAAGCUUACAAGAGACAAGCGGAAGAGGCGGAGGAGCAGGCCAACAGCAACCUGGCCAAGUUCCGGAAGGUACAGCAUGAGCUGGAUGAAGCUGAGGAGCGGGCGGACAUCGCCGAGUCCCAGGUCAACAAGCUGAGGGCCAAGAGCCGGGAUAUUGGGGCGAAGAAAGGACUGAAUGAAGAGUAACUUCUUUGGAAAGCACAUGUCCCAUCUUCCUAUAAAAACACACACCUGAUUCCACACCUCAAAGGUGCUGGAGGACCCUUCCCCACUUCCCACGCUCUGUAC